AUGUCAUCGCCUGCUCCCAUUCAGAAACCACGAAGGCGGUCGUUUCUAGACCACGGAGGAGCAAACUCCAUCAACAACUUUGCAUCCUCGUACACAAGAGCUCAGUCAUAUGUCGGCCUGUCAUUAUUCGAGGAUGCAGAGGGCCAAGACGAUAUCUCCCCGUGUCUGUCUCCAGUACCUCCCUUGAAUCGCUCAGAAUCAACUGUGAGUGACUACUUCGCUGGCCAGAGUCGAUCGCCUCGUACUAGCCAGGGCUAUGACCAUAUUGACACUUUUGACUUUCCUCAUGCACAACGGUCCGAUGAAACGACUCCCUUGAACGGACAUCAGGAAUCCAGCGUUCGGAGUAGUACUUCAGGCAGCAUAUUUUCUCUUCCACAUGCUGGAAAUUCCACUGCUGCUCAAACAGUAUUCAAUUCCCUCAAUACCCUUAUGGGAAUUGCUGUUUUCUCCUUAUCAUUCGGCUUUCGACUUUCUGGCUGGGUCCUCGGGCUGAUAAUCCUCAUUUCAUGUGCAGCCACAACCAACAUGACAGCUAAGGUACUUGGCGCUGUCUUGAGUAAGAAUCCUCAACUCCAGACCUAUGGCGAUAUUGCACAUUUGUAUGGCGGAAGCCGCAUGCAGCUUUUUGCAACCAUAACGUUCACGUUAGAUUUGACCGGAGCAGCUCUUUCACUCAUUUUACUUUUUGCGGACUCAUUUCAUCUUCUUUUACCGACCGUCGAUGUGAGAUUGUUUAAAAUAUUAAUUGUUGUCAUUACCUUCUUCAUGAGCUUCAUGCCCCUUACCGUCUUAUCCAUGGUUAGUCUCACAGGAAUAAUGAGCACGGUUAGCAUUUUGAUCCUCGCAAUAACGAGUGGCUUCCUUGUGAAAAAGGGCGAAGAUGGCUCCCUUUUGGGACCAUCAAGCACGAGCCUUUGGCCCAGCUCUUUAUUGGAAGUUCUUCUUAGCAUAGGCAUUUUUAUGGCUCCAUGGGGUGGUCACCCGGUAUUUCCAGAGCUCUACAAGGACAUGAGACACCCAAACAAGUACAACAACUGCUGCAACGUGACUUUCCUAUCAUGUUUAAAGUUAGACUUUCUAGUGGCUGUUGUUGGCUACCUUAUGUUUGGAAACAAUGUCAAGGACUCUUUGACAAAAAGCUUAAUGGGUAACACGAGCUUACCAUCAUUUAUCAACCCACUUCUUUGUGUGUUCUUGGGAUUACUUCCAAUUUCCAAGUUAUCUCUCGUUGUCCGCCCAAUAAUUUCCGUUUACGAGAAACACUUCAGAAUGAACGAGUCAAGCGUCUUGACGUACAAGGACGGCAAAAGAUACCGCCCAAUCACACCCAAAAAGAUCGUUUCCCGGAUAAUUUUCUUGGGGAUCCUAUUCAUUCUUUCGUUGGUUUUCACAUCAUUCGGGAAAGUUGUGGCAUUUUUGGGUAGCGCAAUCUGUUGCACAAUUUGCAUAAGCUUACCGUUGAUGUUUUACCUAAAGUUCUUUGCCGACGAGUUAUCUGCGUUGCAAAAGAUCUUCACUCGCAUAGGCAUUUUUGUAGGAUUUGCCGGAGCGAUCCUCGGAACUUAUGCUUCGUUUGUGUAUGAAACGGCAUAA
This is a messenger RNA of Candidozyma haemuli, 1596 nucleotides long. It is a transcript of the gene AVT1, whose product is annotated as Avt1p. Gene Ontology annotation, molecular function: amino acid transmembrane transporter activity. The transcript has a single exon. The record is from RefSeq and is a predicted model, not a curated record. NCBI's taxonomy places the organism in Eukaryota, Fungi, Ascomycota, Pichiomycetes, Serinales, Metschnikowiaceae. The coding region runs from base 1 to 1596 and encodes 531 amino acids. Gene Ontology annotation, biological process: amino acid transmembrane transport. Gene Ontology annotation, cellular component: vacuolar membrane.